AUGUCACAGGUUUUGUUACCUGUUUUAUUGUCCGGGAUCCUCACAAUUUUAGCGACAACGGAAGGUAAUGAACAAGAUUUUGGCCCGUGGUCUCGUUGGUCAGCGUGCAGUCAAUACUGCGGACGAGAGGGAAUGCGGUAUCGCGUUCGUUUAUGUAUUCGUGAUGGCGACUGCCGAGGACAAACCAUUGAGAUGUCAACUUGCAAUAAAACCAAGUGCUAUGUUAGCUGUAAGCAGUAUUUUGAGGAUGGUUUUGAACGUGAUGGAGUCUACCGGCUGUAUUUGGAUGGACCCUGCAAGGAGCCGGUCACAACAAUUUGUGAUCAAUCCAGAAGGUUUGGCGGGGGUUGGACUUUAUUGAUACAAGCGCUUACCAACAAGGGAUGGAAUAAAAGAACAGUCCUCCAACGAAAUGCAUAUGCAAAGGCCAGUAGACUCAGAUGGGCUGACUUUUCCAUAUUAGGAAAGGCUGACGUCAUCAAGCAUGAUUCGACCAAUAAUAGCCCGUUUCUGUAUCGUAUCGAUGCAAAUCAGCCUGGAAGCUGGGGUGGAGUUUGGCAAGCUCCGAAUCACUACACCUUCACUGGAAACUUCCCCAAUCAAACAGACGUCAUGAUGGUGAAACGAUUUAAUGAAUGGUCUAGUGGAGAAUUUGCAAUAAGUAACCGAAUGCCUUGGCUGCCCAAGCGAAAUAAAUUGGCGUUGCUUACUACAAGUGACUCGUUUGUUGUUCAUAUACCCUGGGGGACUUUUGUAGCACAACAAAAGUGGCCUUUUCUUUCUUCUCCCUGGAUUUAUGGCAAAAUGGCCUUUCCCAGAAGAAAGUGGUACUGGCUGAAGGAGCUAAGACAAGGCAGGUUUAGUGUUUAA
This is a messenger RNA of Pocillopora damicornis (cauliflower coral), 870 nucleotides long. RefSeq lists its product as uncharacterized. The record is from RefSeq and is a predicted model, not a curated record. NCBI's taxonomy places the organism in Eukaryota, Metazoa, Cnidaria, Anthozoa, Scleractinia, Pocilloporidae.